Messenger RNA from Malania oleifera, 582 nucleotides. Its product is annotated as small ribosomal subunit protein uS14z/uS14y/uS14x. The transcript has 3 exons. The record is from RefSeq and is a predicted model, not a curated record. Gene Ontology annotation, biological process: translation. Gene Ontology annotation, cellular component: ribosome; cytosolic small ribosomal subunit. Gene Ontology annotation, molecular function: zinc ion binding; structural constituent of ribosome. NCBI's taxonomy places the organism in Eukaryota, Viridiplantae, Streptophyta, Magnoliopsida, Santalales, Ximeniaceae. Bases 183 to 353 code for a protein of 56 amino acids.
AUAAAACGACGACGUUCAGCCUGACUAGUAAUCCGACUGUGAAGUACUGCCCUGCGCUCCGGCCUAUAAAACCUUCUCGUGGGCUAACUCGAAGUUUUCACGGUUAGGGUUUUUGGUUGUCAUUCGGCUUAGUGAGGCGGCAAAGCUUGUUAGGGUUUCUGCGAGUUUCAAUCAGUCGGAAAAUGGGGCAUUCGAAUGUGUGGAAUUCCCACCCUAAGAGCUACGGCCCAGGAUCUCGCGCCUGUCGUGUGUGUGGUAACCCUCAUGGGUUGAUCCGGAAGUAUGGGCUGAUGUGUUGCAGGCAGUGCUUUCGCAGCAAUGCCAAGGAAAUAGGCUUUAUUAAGUAUCGCUGAAGGGCGAGGAGAUCACAGUCUGAAACGGUUGAUGAAUAUUUGUGAGGAAUGUGAUACUUAGUUAAAUGUGUUGUUUUAAUUUUCUUUCUUUUUGGGGGGACAUAAUUUGGAACAUACAUAGUUUCUUAAAUUUGGUUUGCCAACUUUGUUACCACAAUUGGGGCUAAGACCUGGAAAUUUUAUUUAUAGUUAUUAGUUAUCAAGGAUUCUAUAAGUGGAUCAGUUGCAA